Messenger RNA from Rotaria sordida, 291 nucleotides. The record is from the annotation of a GenBank genome assembly. NCBI's taxonomy places the organism in Eukaryota, Metazoa, Rotifera, Eurotatoria, Philodinida, Philodinidae.
AUGAUUUCUAAUAAAAUCUUUCGUUCUUCAUCGAUUUUGAGUCGUAUUUACUAUCAUCAAUUUGUUCCUGUUCUUUCUCGUUCUGGUUCUAUAUCAACAAAAGAGAGUUCAUCAAGUCAAAAUAAAUCACCAAGCAAAGAACAUUCUGAUGUAAAAUAUUAUGCUGCUGAUAUGUAUAAUUAUACAAUAUUUAGUUAUUAUGAUAUCGAGACAUCGAUGACUAAAUAUCGUCUUCCUCAACCAUCAUCAUAUGUACCAUUCAAACCUGAAUCAAAUCCACAAAAGAAAUAA